Molecule: messenger RNA, 462 nt
Organism: Scheffersomyces amazonensis
Lineage: Eukaryota; Fungi; Ascomycota; Pichiomycetes; Serinales; Debaryomycetaceae
Exons: 1
Coding region: 34-408 (124 amino acids)
Source: RefSeq, a predicted model, not a curated record
UAACUAAACCACUUUUACAUAAUAAUAUUACAAAUGGAAACUAGAAGAGGUUUAUUAACAAAGCUAGGAAUAUAUGGUGGUGUAGCUAUAUCACUUUUCCUUGUUGGAAAAAAACAUAUUGAAUAUUCAAAGAAUGAAAGACAUAAAAAGGAAACUGAUGCAAGAAUAGACAGCGAAGUUAAAGAAUUCGGUACAUUCGGUCAAAGACCAGGAUUCCCUAGUAAUAACCCUACCAUGGACUAUACUAAUGAUCCAUCUCGAGUGUCACGUUAUGAGGGUAGCGGUAAUUCAUACUCUAGUAGACGUCCAGGUGAUCGUCUAGGGUUCUUCUCGGUAUUAAAUCCUUGGUCAGCUGAUAAUAAAGAAGAGGAUCAAUCUAAAUACUAUAAACCACCUUCCAGAAGUUAAUAGUAAGUCUAUUAAUUUAAAGUUAACGAAAGUCAAUACAUGUAUAUAGUUAUA